AUGUCAACUAGAAUUUUCUGCUGUACAUGCUUAGGAGAUGCAGUUCCGGGGAGAAGUGGGUCAGUUGGAUUAGAGAUUGUGUUUGUAAAAGCUCAAUGGAUAUCAAGGAUUUUGGCAAAGUCUAAGGUGGAUGGUUCCUUUAAGGGAUUUCGUGUUAGUAAUAGUCUUUCAUUUGAGUUGCUGCAAUUUUUUGUGGACGAUACGGUUAUCGUAGAUGAGGGAUGUUGGAGUAAUCUCUGGUGCAUCAAAGCUAUUUUGAGGGGCUUUGAGCUUGUUUCAGGUUUACAAGUGAAUUUGUCAAAAAGCAGUCUAAUGGGCGUUCAUGUGGAAGAGUCGUUUAUGCAGACGGCAUCAGACUUUUUGUGUUGUAAAGUUGAUAAAAUCCCUUUUCCUUUUCUUGGAAUCCAGCUGGAGUGUAAUCAGAGACAACGAUCGACGUGGGCAGGGGUGGUAAACAAGAUGAGAAGAAGGUUAUCGUCGUGGAAAUGCAGGUGUUUGUCGAUUGGAGGAAGAAUCACUCUAAUCAAUUUUGUUCUUAACGCAAUACCAGUGUACUAUUUGUCGUUUUACAAAAUUUCAAAGGUGGUGCUGGCUGAAAUGGUGAAGUUGCAGAGGGAGUUUUGUGGUGCGGGGGGAUGGAUCGGAGAUGCAUAUCUUGGCUUAGUUGGGCUGAGGUACGGUCCCUUGGAGGAUUCUGUUUUUAAUGGAAAGGAGUAUUCGAAAAGUGGCAAGAGCUCGUUAUGGUGGAAGGAUUUGAGGUGUUUGGGAAUCUCGACGGAUUCACCGGUAGACUGGUUUCCAAAGGGCAUAUCUUGUAAGGUGGCUGCGGAAAGGAGGGUUCUCUUUUGGAAAAGCAAGUGGUGCGGAGGGGAGAUGCUGCAGUUCGUGUAUCCAUUUCUUUUCAACUUAUCGUCUAAUCAAAAUGCUUCUGUUUUUGACAUGGGGUGUAUGGUUGUCGGUUGUUGGCAGUGGCGGUUUUUAGAUGUGUUUGUAGGUGUAGAUGCGGAUGCCUAA
Molecule: messenger RNA, 1014 nt
Organism: Vicia villosa (hairy vetch)
Lineage: Eukaryota; Viridiplantae; Streptophyta; Magnoliopsida; Fabales; Fabaceae
Exons: 3
Coding region: 1-1014 (337 amino acids)
Source: RefSeq, a predicted model, not a curated record